AUGGGCAAUUCAUAUGAAGGUGAAGACAAGCUCUGUGACCAGCUUUUGCGUGCUUGUAGACAAUCCACCAAACUUGCACCAGCCAUUUACAAGCCGGCAGGUGAUCCCGAAGAACUGAUGGCAAACCUAAGAUCAACAAUUAUAAAUCAUACACUUGCAUCACAGUUUUUUGUGGAGAGAUCCUCUGCGCCGUCAUCGGAGCAGUAUUAUCUCGUAAGGCAUUACAACAACUCUCGCCCUCGAGACAAGAAUCAGAGUUAUGGUGAUACCUGA
Blumeria graminis f. sp. triticale is the source of this 273-nucleotide messenger RNA. Lineage: Eukaryota; Fungi; Ascomycota; Leotiomycetes; Helotiales; Erysiphaceae. The record is from the annotation of a GenBank genome assembly.